ACACGCACACGCAGAGAGCGCCUUCUUCAUCCCCUCCCUCUCUCUAACUGCUAAACCCCACAAACACCUUCUCUACCCCUCUCUCUCUCUCUCUCUCACACACACACACACACACAGACACACACACACUUGAACAGUUAAAUCUCUCUUCACCUGUAAGAGAUAAGGCUUACAGUACUUCCGAAGUCUCCAUACAGAGUUCUCUCUUCCUAUUCGCCCCUCUCUCUACACACGCAAUAUAUAUAUAUACACACCCACACACAUAUAUGUAAGCUAUUUGUUGUUGGUUUCAUUUCUCUACAAACAAAAGACAACCCAUCAAAGAGACGGCUAGAAUCAUAAUGUUAUCUCACAGGUCGCUGAUAUUUUCUCUUCUAGCCACCUUUCUUCUCCUUUCCGCAACUUUUGUUUCCUUCUGCCAUGGAGGGACUCACUUUCCCACCUUCCAAACAGUACCAUCUGCGGGGAAAGUUGAUGAGGGAAAAUUUGAUGGGGUUGUUUCUUGGGGUCCCAAAAGGUUUCUUGCUGAGGAACCUGUUGGGAACUCUUCUAUUGCGUUGGCUGCAAAAAGGACAUAUAGAAAAGACCCUCUAGAUGGGUUCAAAAGGUAUACAGGAGGGUGGAAUAUCAGUAAUCACCAUUACUGGGCGUCUGUUGGUUACACUGCUGCUCCUCUGUUUGUCAUUGCGGUACUCUGGUUCCUGGGCUUUGGCCUGUGCUUGUCGCUCGUCUGCCUUUGCUAUUGUUGUUGUUCAAGGGAGCCUUACGGCUAUUCUCGAACGGCUUACGCUCUAUCUCUUAUUUUCCUCAUGCUCUUCACUGUUGCUGCAAUCAUCGGAUGUGUGGUUUUAUACACUGGUCAGGGGAAGUUUCACUCUAGUACAACAAAAACGUUGGAAUAUGUUGUACAUCAAGCAAAUACUACUGUUGAGAAGCUUAGGAGUGUUUCAGAAUCUCUUGAUGUUGCUAGGAAAAUUGGAGUGGAUCGAAUUUCUCUACCUUCCAAUGUCCAAACUGACAUUGACCAGAUCCAAAAUAAGAUUAACUCUUCUGUUAGUACCCUUGGUGAUCGAACAGCUGAUAAUUCAAGAGACAUACAAGAUCUCCUGAACUCUGUGAGACUGGCUCUUAUCAUAAUUGCUGCUGUUAUGCUUCUCUUGAUUUUACUUGGAUUUGUAUUCUCAAUAUUCGGCAUGCAGUUUCUUGUUUACAUCUUGGUGACCAUUGGGUGGAUUUUUGUUGCUGGAACAUUUAUUUUGUGUGGCAUAUUUCUUCUCCUCCAUAAUGUCACUGCAGACACUUGUGUUGCAAUGGAUGAGUGGGUCCAAAAACCAACUGCUCAUUCAGCUUUAGAUGAUAUUCUGCCUUGUGUGGACAAUGCCACUGCUCAGGAGACCUUGUUGCGAAGCAAGGAAGUCACUUCUCAAGUUGUUAACCUAAUUAACCAGGUCAUCACCAAUGUCUCCAACAUUAAUUUUUCUCCAAACUUUGCACCUUUGUACUACAAUCAGUCUGGUCCGUUGCUGCCUUUACUGUGCGACCCAUUUAACCCUGACUUGACGGAUCGACCUUGUACGGCUGGUGAAGUGGACUUGAGCAAUGCAACACAGGUAUGGAAGAACUAUGUUUGUGAGGUUUCAGCUAAUGGGAUUUGCACCACAACAGGCCGGCUGACACCCUCAAUCUACGACCAGAUGGCUGUUGGUGUAAAUGUGAGCUAUACAUUGUAUCACUACGGUCCAUUCCUGGUUGAUCUACAAGACUGCACUUUUGUGCGACAAACUUUCGGUGACAUUACUAGAGAUCAUUGUCCUGGUCUCCGGCGGUACAGUGAAUGGAUCUAUGUUGGGUUGGUGAUGGUUUCUGUUGCGGUUAUGCUCUCACUAGUUUUCUGGGUAAUAUAUGGAAGAGAGCGACGACACAGGGUUUAUACCAAAACUCACAUGGCCAGAUCUGCGCCAGGCUACGAAGAGGGCAAGGGUACUUAGACAAACCCUAAUCGACUUCAUUUUCAUACUCAUAUGGGACUGUUUGUUUACAUCCAACUUGGUUUUCAGAUUAUGUAUCUAAUGAAAAUGGUAGUUUGUAGAACUUCUGUGACCAACUCACAUGUUAUUCUUAUGGGAACUCAAUGAAAUUUCACUUAUUUGGAGAAAA
Cornus florida is the source of this 2157-nucleotide messenger RNA. RefSeq lists its product as uncharacterized. Bases 342 to 1988 code for a protein of 548 amino acids. NCBI's taxonomy places the organism in Eukaryota, Viridiplantae, Streptophyta, Magnoliopsida, Cornales, Cornaceae. The record is from RefSeq and is a predicted model, not a curated record. Gene Ontology annotation, cellular component: plasma membrane; plasmodesma. The transcript is spliced from 9 exons.